AUCUCUCUUUGCUCCACGAUCUCCCUCUCCCUCAGGCCGGCAAUAGGCCGGUUGGCCUGGCUUGGCCUGAGGGGCCGGCCUAAGCCACCGACGAGGGCGAAACUAGGGUUAGUGGCGCCGCGGUGCUAUUGGCCCAGCUUUUGUAUUUUUUUGUUUUAUUUUUAUUUAAAGUUUUGCUAUUAGUUUUAGCCGGGCUCACGCCACGGCCCGCCCGUUGCCAUCCCUGACUGCUUUCUCCUUUCUGCUCUCUCUCUCUCUCUUACCCUGUGCGAGCAACCCCUCUCUCCUCUCUCUCUCUCCACGAAAACGCCUUUCCCCUUACUCUCCACAUUUUCAGCCGCUCACUCUCCCUCUUCUCUCUCUCUCUCUCUCUCUCUCUCACACACACACACACACAAAUUUCAGCUGCUGUAUCAAUCCGUCAAGAUCAAAAGCAACAACAUUCAAACCAGGAAAACAUUACCUUGAGAAUCCAGAGAGAAAAAAAAGAACUCCAUAUUUCUGCAAAUCACAAAUUUGAAGAGCAAGAAACCAACAAUCUCGAAAUCAGCAAACUCUUAUGAAAAUUGCAAUGGCUGUACAGAGAAGACAUAGGGUUUUGAUGGUCUCCGAUUUCUUUUACCCCAAUUUUGGUGGUGUCGAGAAUCACUUAUAUUAUCUCUCUCAAUGCUUGCUUGAGCUUGGUCACAAGGUUGUGGUUAUGACCCAUGCAUAUGGAACACGUACAGGGGUCCGAUACAUGACAGGUGGUUUGAAAGUCUACUAUGUGCCAUGGAAGCCUUUUCUUAUGCAAAAUACAUUGCCUACAAUUUAUGGCACAUUUCCUAUUGUUAGGACAAUCCUAAUAAGAGAGAAGAUAUCUGUGGUUCAUGGCCACCAAGCUUUCUCAACUCUCUGCCAUGAAGCCUUAAUGCAUGCAAGGAUUAUGGGCUACAAAGUUGUUUUCACUGAUCAUUCGCUCUAUGGUUUUGCUGAUGUUGGAAGCAUCCAUAUGAAUAAGGUGCUUCAAUUUACUUUGUCAGAUGUGAACCAGGCUAUUUGUGUUUCUCAUACUAGCAAGGAAAACACAGUCUUGCGCUCGGGUUUGCCCCCUGAAAAAGUUUUCAUGAUACCAAAUGCAGUAGAUGCGGCCAUGUUUAAGCCAGCUGAGACUCGUCUAAGCCGUGAAGAAAUUGUAAUUGUUGUGAUAAGUAGAUUGGUUUAUCGGAAAGGUGCAGACCUUCUUGUGGAGGUCAUCCCUGAAGUUUGUCGUUUAUACCCAAAUGUUCGUUUUAUCAUUGGUGGAGAUGGACCAAAACGAGUGCGGCUGGAGGAGAUGAGAGAGAAGAAUUCUCUUCAAGACAGAGUUGAGAUGUUGGGGGCUGUGCCUCAUGUGCAAGUGCGAUCUGUCCUUAUCCGUGGGCACAUUUUUUUGAACAGUUCCCUCACGGAGGCUUUUUGCAUAGCCAUAUUGGAGGCUGCUUGUUGUGGCUUGUUGACUGUAAGCACACGAGUAGGAGGUGUUCCAGAGGUUUUACCAGAGGACAUUAUUGUUCUUGCAGAGCCAGUACCCAAUGAUAUGGUUCAAGCUAUUGGGAAAGCCAUACGAUUGCUUCCUAAGAUUGAUCCACAGGUUAUGCAUGACCGAAUGAAAAGCCUGUACAGUUGGCAUGAUGUGGCGAGAAGAACAGAGCUAGUGUAUGAUUGUGCCUUAAGUUGCUCUGAUGAGAAUCUUCUGGUGCGGCUUUCACGGUAUUUCGCUUGUGGUGUGUGGGCUGGCAAGCUAUUUUGCUUGGUCAUGACACUAGAUUACUUGUUAUGGCAUCUCUUAGAACUUUGGCAGCCUUCAAAAGAUAUAGAGGAAGUCCCUGAUAUAGCAUCUGAAAGUUUACAUGAAGAGAUGCCAUGGAGUGUUGAAACGGAGGCAAUAUAGGGUGGUAUGGAAGAUGACACCCUCUAUUUUAUUAAUUAGAUGGUUUGGGAGAUGACACCCUCAAUUUUAUUAAUUUAGCUUUUGGGUCUUUUCCCUGUAAAUGUCCUGAUGGUUAGUUGAGGCAUUUUUUGAGAAGUGAAUGAAUAUGUUACAUUGUUCUUUAAAAUGCAAUAGAGAAUGAUUUUUAGUUUCUUUUGCAUGCUCAUUAGUUUGAGAAAACAAUGAAUGGUGAGAAUUGUUGAUGUGUUUUGUUUUCUAUGGUGGAACGCCAUUUAUCAUUGGAAUAAGGAAGUUAUGAUCAAAUCCUAACUGUAAGAUGUCAAAUCAGACAGUUUUGGUGUGUCAUAAAGUUCAAGAAA
Molecule: messenger RNA, 2271 nt
Organism: Amborella trichopoda
Lineage: Eukaryota; Viridiplantae; Streptophyta; Magnoliopsida; Amborellales; Amborellaceae
Gene: SETH2
Product: UDP-Glycosyltransferase superfamily protein
Biological process (GO): GPI anchor biosynthetic process
Cellular component (GO): glycosylphosphatidylinositol-N-acetylglucosaminyltransferase (GPI-GnT) complex
Molecular function (GO): phosphatidylinositol N-acetylglucosaminyltransferase activity
Source: RefSeq, a predicted model, not a curated record